Molecule: messenger RNA, 882 nt
Organism: Erythranthe guttata (spotted monkey flower)
Lineage: Eukaryota; Viridiplantae; Streptophyta; Magnoliopsida; Lamiales; Phrymaceae
Source: RefSeq, a predicted model, not a curated record
AUGCGAUAUGGUGACAUUGAGGUCUCCAAUACAUUUCAUUCUUCCCGGUUUAUGAUAAAUGCAAACAUUGACGAAAUCAAUGACUACAAAUCAAGACUCAGCGAGCCAGAUAGUUGUCGAGUCGUAAGUCAAAUGUCAUCAAAUUCUUCGUACUCAUAUGAGGACGACUUUGUUCAUAAGUCUGUUAGAAAGACUUUGGAUGACUUAAAUGAAUCGCCUGAGAUUGGCACAUGCAUUGUAUUGGCAACGAUCACAAAUUUGGUGAAAAAAUCAAAGUGGUGGUUUUAUAGCUGCCCGAAUACGAAGUGUAAGAGAUCCGUUGAGAAGGAUUUGAAGAUGUGGUACAAAAUUGAGUUCAUUGUCAUGGACGACACAAAUACCGCAACAUUGAUAGUAUUUGGAAAAGAUGCAGAAAUGAUGUUGAAUCUUUCUAUCGAUGCAUUAAUUCAGCGUAUACACGAUAGGGGAGAAGAUGAUUUGGAAUAUCCAAACGAACUUGAUGAUCUGGUUGAUAGAAUGAUGUUGUUCAAACUUAACGUUGUGGAAAAGAAUGUACACGAUCCAGCAAAUUCAACAUACCGUAUUAAAAAAGUUUGUUUUGAUGACUCUGUCAUUACUGCGUUUACGGAACAUUAUCAAUUGAAUGAGAAUCAUAACAACGGUGGACAUUCCCCAAGUGUAAAUGAUUAUAAUGGUGGUCCUAUUAUAUCGUCAAAGGAUUCCUCUUCAUUGUCGGAGAAUAAUGAUUGUGAAGUACUUUAUGUUACUCCAUCGUCAAAGCGACCGGGAGAUAGUGUUCUCGAAAAGGUAGACGACGAUCCAACACUGCAGCACUCAACCAGUAAAUUGAUAAAAAAAAUUAAGCUAGAGAAAAUGGAGUAG